This is a messenger RNA of Ricinus communis (castor bean), 2980 nucleotides long. RefSeq names its product sucrose synthase 5. Gene Ontology annotation, biological process: sucrose metabolic process. NCBI's taxonomy places the organism in Eukaryota, Viridiplantae, Streptophyta, Magnoliopsida, Malpighiales, Euphorbiaceae. The coding region runs from base 263 to 2791 and encodes 842 amino acids. Gene Ontology annotation, molecular function: sucrose synthase activity. The transcript has 15 exons. The record is from RefSeq and is a predicted model, not a curated record.
UCCUGCACUCUCCUUUCCGGGUCCCAUUUCCAAUUCCAAACACUUGAUUACAAGAAAAGCAAACUCCGUUUAACAGGAAAGAGCAUCCAACACGUAUAAUACAUAGAUACCUACAUGGUCUAUAAUAGUCAAAAAUCAUUUGCUAUAUAAGUGCAAGUAACACCAGCAAAGGAAAGGGCAUACAAUAUUAUUAUAAGUCAUUCUUCCCAUUCAACAGGAAUUCAAGAAAACGUUACCCAAUUCUCCAAAACAAGUUGCUACAAUGGCUGCUUCUGGCGCAACCCUAAAGCGGUCCGACUCGAUUGCUGAUAACAUGCCGGAGGCGUUAAAGCAAAGCCGGUAUCACAUGAAGAAGUGUUUUAGUAAGUAUGUGCAGAAGGGGAGAAGGAUCAUGAAGCUUCAGAAUCUGCUGGAUGAAAUGGAGGAUGUGAUCGAUGACAAGAUUGAAAGAACUAAGGUCUUGGAAGGUUUACUUGGUGACAUUUGGUACUCUACUCAGGAAGCAGUUGUUAAUCCUCCAUAUGUAGCAUUUGCCAUAAGACCAAGUCCUGGUUUUUGGGAAUUUGUAAGAGUUAACUCUGCUGAUCUUGCAGUUGAUGGGAUCAAUGUUUCAGAAUACUUGAAAUUCAAAGAAAUGAUUUUUGAAGAGAGUUGGGCAAAAGAUGUGAAUACAUUGGAAGUGGAUUUUGGAGCAUUUGAUUUCUCUAUGCCUAAAUUGACUCUAUCUUCUUCCAUUGGCAAUGGGCACAAUUUUGUCUCCAAAUUCAUCACUUCAAAGUUAAAUGGCAGGCCAGAAAAUGCUCAGCCUCUAGUUGAUUACUUGCUAUCACUCACUCAUCAUGGAGAAAAACUUAUGAUCAAUGAAAAUCUUAGUACUGUUGCAAAGCUUCAGAUGGCAUUGAUAGUUGCUGAAGUGUACCUUUCUGGGCUUGCCGGGGACACCCCAUAUCAGAAUUUUGAGCUAAGCUUCAAAGAGUGGGGCUUUGAGAAGGGCUGGGGUGACACUGCAGAGAGAGCAAAGGAGACAAUGAGGUCACUCUCAGAAGUGCUCCAGGCGCCGGAUCCAGUAAACAUGGAGAAGUUCCUUAGCAGGGUGCCUACGAUUUUCAAUGUUGUAAUAUUCUCUCCUCAUGGAUACUUUGGACAAGCAAAUGUCCUUGGCUUGCCGGAUACUGGUGGGCAGGUAGUCUACAUCCUGGACCAAGUUAAAGCCUUGGAAGAUGAGUUGCUUCUCAGGAUUAAGCAACAAGGGCUUAAUAUCAAACCCCAGAUUAUAGUGGUGACACGGCUAAUUCCUGAUGCUCGCGGAACUAAGUGCAACCAGGAACUGGAAGCAAUCAAUGGCACAAAGCAUUCCAAUAUCCUUCGUGUGCCAUUCACUGUAGAAAAUAGAGUGCUCCGCCAGUGGGUUUCGCGUUUUGAUAUCUAUCCUUAUCUUGAGAAAUUUACUCAGGAUGUCGCAGACAAGAUACUAGACCUAAUGGAUGGGAAACCAGAUCUCAUCAUUGGAAACUAUACUGAUGGCAAUUUAGCAGCAACUCUCCUGGCUAACAAACUUGGGAUCACUCAGGCAACUAUUGCACAUGCUUUGGAGAAGACAAAGUAUGAAGAUUCAGACAUCAAGUGGAAGGAACUAGAUCCCAAGUAUCACUUCUCAUGCCAAUUCAUAGCUGAUACAAUUUCAAUGAAUGCAGCAGAUUUCAUCAUAGCAAGCACAUACCAAGAGAUUGCUGGAAGCAAAGAAAGACCAGGACAGUACGAGAGCCAUUCUGCAUUCACACUACCAGGGCUCUGUCGAGUUGUUUCUGGCAUCAAUGUCUUUGAUCCAAAAUUCAACGUUGCUGCACCUGGAGCUGACCAAUCUGUUUACUUCCCCAACACAGAGAAACAGAAAAGGUUCUCACAGUUUCAUUCUGCCAUUGAAGAACUAUUGUAUAGUAAAGAGGAGAAUGAAGAACACAUUGGAUAUCUAGCAGAUAAGAAGAAACCAAUUAUCUUCUCAAUGGCAAGGUUUGAUACAGUCAAGAACCUCACUGGACUAACUGAGUGGUACGGAAAGAACAAAAGGCUGAGAAACUUGGUUAACCUCGUCAUAGUUGGGGCCUUUUUUGAUCCUUCCAAAUCCAAAGACAGAGAAGAGAUGGCUGAAAUUAAGAAGAUGCAUGCACUGAUAGACAAAUACCAGCUAAAAGGUCAGAUCAGAUGGAUAGCAGCACAGACGGAUAGGCAGCGCAAUGGAGAACUCUACCGCUGCAUUGCAGAUACGAAAGGAGCUUUUGUGCAGCCAGCUCUGUAUGAAGCAUUUGGACUUACAGUCAUUGAGGCAAUGAACUGUGGAUUACCUACCUUUGCAACCAAUCAAGGAGGUCCAGCUGAAAUUAUUAUUGACGGGGUAUCUGGCUUCCUUAUUGAUCCCAACAAUGGAGAUGAAUCGAGCAACAAAAUUGCAGACUUCUUUGAGAAGUGUAAGAUAGAUGCAGAAUACUGGAAUAAGUUUUCCGAAGAUGGGUUGAAACGCAUAAAUGAAUGCUACACAUGGAAGAUCUAUGCAAAUAAGGUAUUGAAUAUGGGCUGCAUCUAUACUUACUGGAGGCAGAUGAAUAAGGAACAGAAACAAGCAAAACGGAGAUACAUCCAACUGUUCUAUAAUCUCCAACUAAGAAAACUGGUGAAGAAUGUGCCUAUCCCAACUGAAGAAGCUCAGCAGCAACCAGCGCCAAAGCCGGUAAACAAAGCAUCAUCAAGCACCAGACGCAGUCAAUCUCGAUUGCAAAGGUUGUUCGGUGCUUAAAGGCGUAAAUAAGGCAGCAUACCUGAGAUGGCAUGUUCUGUGCCGCCUAACAUUGGUGUCACCUGUUAUACUUUUUAGUUUUUCAUCUUUUGUAUUCAAAGAAGCAGCAAAUUAUUCAAUAAAAUAAAGCAAGUGGGAUUGUAAUGCAUUAUACAAAGCAAUAAAAUCUUCUUGAUGUUAAUUUUUCAA